This is a messenger RNA of Anisakis simplex (herring worm), 357 nucleotides long. NCBI's taxonomy places the organism in Eukaryota, Metazoa, Nematoda, Chromadorea, Rhabditida, Anisakidae. The record is from the annotation of a GenBank genome assembly.
GUAUGGGCUAGAACCAAUCUGGUGGGAUGCGGCUAUGCGCAGUGUCGCGACGUUUUGGGUGUUGAAGGUCGAGGACACCGACACGUUUUUGUUUGUCACUAUAAUCCACAGGGAAACACCGUUUUCGUUACCGGAAGCGGUCAAUUUUUCUCGGUACCAGCUUUCAAAUGGGCCGUUGACGACGAGAAACGAUGUAGCGAAUGCCCACCGGAAGCAUCCGCAUGCUACAAGGGACUUUGCUAUGCACCUUCGGCAGCUGAGGACGACUCAAGAAAUGAGCUGCUGAAAAUGAAACAGUGGAAAAUCGAGAAAUCAGUUGAUUCGAAGAUGAUCGAAAAAAAUUGGCGACGACUUUAA